AUGCCUUCAAUCACCAGGCCAACCCUGUGUAGAAACGAAUCCAUGCAAAAGUACAUGUUGCUGUCUGCCCAGAAAGAAGCUUUGCAACGCCGCAUGGCUUUGGAAAUUCCUUUUGGCAUACCCAUGGCUGUCGAAUCACCGGAAUUCCAGUCUCUUUCAUCUUCGCCAGAAUGGUCGCCAAAAUAUGCUUCACCAUACCCCACAGCCACGGACCCCAUUCCCACUCGAUCUUCCAUGAGCCCCCGCCGCAGCGUUGACGACAUGCACACGGCAGAGGCUGCAAAACUCUCCGAGCUCAAUCACCAGAUCGUCGCGACACUCACCGAGCUUCUCAACACCGAGUCCGUACGCUCCGACGAGAAGCAUCAUCGAUGGAUUCAGGAGCGUCUAAUGGAGGUAGAACACCAAAUCCGCCGAGACAGACGCCGGCACUCAUCCAACGCUGAACGCAAUUUCGCCUCUUCAAUCGCACAACAUCUUGACCUUGGUCUCAACACCUCGAAGACCUGGGCUUGA
Plenodomus lingam JN3 is the source of this 516-nucleotide messenger RNA. RefSeq lists its product as uncharacterized. The record is from RefSeq and is a predicted model, not a curated record. NCBI's taxonomy places the organism in Eukaryota, Fungi, Ascomycota, Dothideomycetes, Pleosporales, Leptosphaeriaceae.